AUGGCGAUUGAUUGGAUCAUGAAAAUGCAACUGUCACAGCUGAAAAUGCAUCACAUGUGGCCAAAAGAGAGAUUUCGUGAGAAGUAUUGGUAUCAAUGGGAACGAUGCAAUUCAAUUGUGUUGUCAUGGCUGAUGAACUCCGUUGCACCAGCCUUAAUUAGUGGUAUUGCUUACGCCACUAAUGCACAGAAGAUGUGGACGGAUUUACAAGAGAGGUUUGACAAAGUGAAUGAUACUCGUUGCUACAAUUUGCACAAGGAAGUUGCUACCUUAAGUCAAGGUACUUCCUUUAUCUCUAUCUAUUAUUCGAAGCUCAAGGACUUUUGGGAUGAAUCUGAGUCUGUUAUACCCACCCCUGGCUGUGAUUGUGUUAAGACAAAGGAGUUUAUUGUACAUCUACGAAAGCAAAAGCCACUUCCUUCAGUAAAUCAAGCAUAUGUCAUGCUUAUGAGUGAUGAAAGCCAAAGAGCUCUAGCUGCCUCUGCUGGCAUUUUAGGAUCCUCACCUACUGUCAUGAAUGAAGGAGCUGAGUAUUCACAAGCCAUGAAUCAGGCACAUGGUCAUUCUGGCACACAAGCUCUAGCAGGAUCUUCCUCUAUACAGAAUGAUCAGACAAUGCAAAUUCUGAACAAUUCAACUUCCUCUGCUCAAGCAAAUGUGGUAGGUACUAGCACUGCCCUCUUAGCAUCUACUAGUCCACAAGAUUGGAUUAUUGAUACUGGAGCAACUAAUCAUAUGGUGUCAGAUGCUAACUUACUUACUAAGACUUCUGUAGUUACUCCUUCUAAGCCUAGAACAGUCUUACUACCUAAUGGAGAUGUCACUCUAGUAACUCACACUGGUGACAACAAUAUUUCAGACAGAAGCACACUUAAAGAUGUCUUCUAUGAUCUCUUAAGUGGCAGGGUGAGGGAGAUUAGUAGAGAAAGAGAUGGUCUAUACUUUCAGCAGAAAUACGGUGGAAAGAUGCUCACCGCAGUCUCUUUAGUUGAUGUUGGAAUAAAGUCAAGCCAGGGUGACACUACAGUUGAUGUUGCCUUGUGGCAUAAAAGACUAGGGCAUGUAUCUAAUAUUGUUCUUAGAAAACUGUUUGCUGCCAAACUAGCUAGUAUCAAUGACACUAUCAAUAAGUGUAGUGUAUACCCUUGUGCUAGGAAAACCAGACUGCCAUUCCCUUCCAGCUGUAUUAAGACUGUUGCUGCAUUUGAUCUAAUACAUCUUGAUGUUUGGGGUCCAUAUAACUGUGCAACUUUUGAUGGCAAUAGGUAUUUCCUGACAUUUAACAAAGUUGUGAAAGUAGUAAGGCCAGACAAUGGCUCUGAGUUUGUCAACUCUAACUGUACCACAUUGUUUCAGAAAUAUGGUAUCAUUUAUCAAAGAACAUGUGCUUAUACUCCUCAGCAAAAUGGAGCUGCUGAGAGAAAGCAUAGGCACAUCCUAGAAGUCACACGAGCUUUAAGGUUUCAGGCCAAUAUUCCUAUCAAAUAUUGGGGGCAUUGUGUGCUUGCAGCAGUGGAAGAUAUAUUUCCCUUCAAAGACAUCUCAGACACAUCACCACCUAUUUUCUUGCCUCCUGAAUUGUCCAGUUCUAGUGAAGAGCAGCCUUCACUUCCUCCUGUUCCUACUAGGCAUAAGUCUACUGACUCUUCUCCUUUGCACCAGUCUGCAGCAGAUGUGAUGCCUUCUAUACUUCCUCCUCCCACUCAGCGAUCCACUGGUAUGAGAAUUUCUCCAAAAUAUCAGGCCUAUUUGACAGCAUUCUCUGCAAUCCAGGAACCUACUUCUUUUGAGCAAGCUGCUCAAGAUCCUAGGUGGGUUGAAGCUAUGCAAGCUGAAAUUGCAGCACUAGAAUCCAAUCACACCUAG
Messenger RNA from Nicotiana attenuata, 1866 nucleotides. RefSeq lists its product as uncharacterized. The coding region runs from base 1 to 1866 and encodes 621 amino acids. The record is from RefSeq and is a predicted model, not a curated record. Gene Ontology annotation, molecular function: nucleic acid binding. Lineage: Eukaryota; Viridiplantae; Streptophyta; Magnoliopsida; Solanales; Solanaceae. Gene Ontology annotation, biological process: DNA integration. The transcript has 9 exons.